AUGGGCUCCUUGCCUGGCGUCGUCUGCGAGUUCUGCAACAGAUGGUUCCCCAACGCCCAAGUUUAUGGCGGUCAUAAGUCACGGCGGACCCCUUGUCAAGGCCUUUCCGCCGUGGCAAGGCCCUCGCGAUCUGCACCGUCAGCCGGUCUACACGCACUGCUAUUCGUCCACGACAUUCUGUCGGACGCUCCCGCUGCUCCCGCUUCCCCUACCGCGUCUAACGCGUCCAACACCGACGGUGUGAAUGGUCCUCCUCGCGUCCCGGUAGCUGACGAGGACGCAACACCCUCGGCUGUGAACGUGGGGGCUCCUGAAUCUGAGCAUCAACCGUCACCAGAAACACCUGCAGAUAACACGAGUGAGCAUCAGGGGUGCCGCCCUGGAGUGAGUCACGCGGCACCGCCGACAAUCAUUUCCGGGGAGAGCAAUGCGACGCCCCUCAGUCCGAUUGCGUUGAAACUGCUGCAUUUCGUGAGGCGCGUAAAUGGCGGAAUGGGCAUGGCGGAGAUCGACAUCAAUGGCCUGCUUCAGCUCGUGGUGGAGCCCGGCCUUGCGCCUCUUGUGAUCUCAGAGAUCCGGAACUGCAAGGAUCUGGAGCGGUUCGAGAUGGAGCGCUUGGUAGGGCUCAAUCGCGGAUGGUCAGUGGCGACCUUCGAGAUUGAGGGUCAUCCGCCACAGCGCCUCCUCUUCCAGAACUCCGCGCAGGCGUUUGCUGAACUGUUUGGGCACACCAACAACGCACCCGGCUUCAAGCUCAAGGCUCGUGUUGAUGAGGACCCUGACACAGGCGAGCGUCGCUAUACCACGCCAGAAACAGGAACGUGGUGGAACGAUGCUCAGGAACACUUCGGAUGGUCCGAAGUCGUGGGGGGUAUCAUCCUGUAUUCGGAUGUGACGCACAUGAGCAACAACGGCCGGAAGAAGGCGUGGCCGCUCAUGAUGACGCUUGCCAACAUCUCCCAGGCCAAGCGAUGGGGGAAAGCCGGGCACACGCUACUUGCUCUCCUUCCUAUCCCCCCUUCUGCAAUGACUGCCGUCGAGAAGGUGAUGCUCUUCCAGCGAUGCGUCAUCACCGUGCUGCAGCCGCUUCUUGAUGGCAUGGACAGGUCCGUACUCGAUUUCCGUCAUGCUAUGUCGUCACCGUAG
This is a messenger RNA of Closterium sp. Yama58-4, 1146 nucleotides long. The record is from the annotation of a GenBank genome assembly. Lineage: Eukaryota; Viridiplantae; Streptophyta; Zygnematophyceae; Desmidiales; Closteriaceae.